GAGUUCUGUGGUCUCCGUUCUGCCUGGAAGUUCAGGAAGUUGGUCACCGCCCUAUCCCUCCUCCGCUUCUGCUAUCGUGGGGAAAUAGCCGUCGUCACCGAAACAAACUUUACCGAAACUGUAUAGAGCGAGGCUCUUUGAACUAAAUCCUUUCUUUUAUCUCUUUGAGGGCAGACAUCCGGUCAAGAUAGCGCUAGAGAGGGAACAAUACCAUUUCCGUGAAGGCAACUUUUGACAAACAUACCAUUCUCUUUCCUCCAUCUUGAAACUUUUCGAACGAAUUGUUAUUGAAUUCUCGAAAUGACAAACAUCAACACGGCUAACAUUAACUUCAAAUGGGACCCAAAGAGUCUGGAGAUCAGGACUCUAGCAGUGGAGAGGCUGCUGGAGCCCUUGGUCACACAGGUCACCACUCUGGUGAACUCAAGUAACAAAGGCCCAUCCAACAAGAAGAAGGGACGUUCCAAGAAGGCUCAUGUCCUGGCAGCGUCCGUGGAGACUGCGACUCGGAACUUUUUGGAAAAAGGAGAAAAGAUUGCAAAGGAGAGUCAGUUCCUCAAGGAGGAGCUGACUGCAGCAGUGGAAGAUGUCCGCAAGCAAGGCGAUUCAAUGAGGCAGGCUUCUGGGGAAUUUGCUGAAGACCCCUGCUCGUCUGUGAAGAGGGGUAAUAUGGUUCGUGCCGCCAGAGCCCUCUUGUCAGCAGUCACACAUCUGUUGGUACUGGCAGAUAUGUCCGAUGUCUACAAACUUCUGCUGCAGCUGAAACUGGUGGAGGAAAAUCUUGUGAAAGUGCGCAAUGCAGGAACAGAACAGGACCUCGGGAUCCAAUAUAAGGCCCUAAAACCAGAGGUAGACAAGCUAAACAUCAUGGCAGCCAAGAGGCAACAGGAGCUAAAGGAUUCCCACCAUAAGGACCAAAUGGCUGCAGCUCGCGGCGUUCUACAGAAGAACGUUCCCAUGUUGUACACGGCAUCCCGUGCCUGCCUCCAGCACCCUGAUGUGGCCGCCUACAAGGCUAACCGUGACCUGAUAUACAAGCAACUGCAACAUGCCGUUUCUGGCAUCUCUAAUGCUGCUCAGGCCACAACCACCGAAGACUCUGCACUCAAUCAGCCGCCAGGAGGCGGAGAACUGGCAUAUGCCCUCAACAAUUUUGAUAAACAAAUCAUUGUGGACCCUCUGGCGUUUAGUGAGGAGCGCUUCCGUCCAUCCUUGGAGGAACGUCUUGAGAGCAUCAUCAGUGGUGCUGCCCUCAUGGCCGACUCUUCAUGCACACGUGAUGACCGCAGGGAGCGAAUUGUGGCUGAAUGCAAUUCGGUGCGCCAGGCUCUUCAGGAUCUGCUGUCUGAGUACAUGGGCAACGCCGGUAGAAAGGACAGGAGUGAUGCUCUGAACACGGCCAUUGACAGGAUGACAAAGAAAACAAGAGACCUUCGCAGACAGCUACGUAAAGCUGUAAUGGACCAUGUCUCCGACUCAUUCUUGGAAACCAAUGUACCCCUUCUGGUUCUGAUCGAAGCUGCAAAGAAUGGCAAUGAGAAGGAAGUCAAGGAGUAUGCUCAGGUGUUCCGUGAGCAUGCCAACAAGCUGAUCGAGGUGGCCAACUUGGCAUGUUCCAUUUCUAACAACGAAGAGGGUGUGAAGCUGGUCCGAAUGGCCGCUUCCCAACUGGAAACUCUUUGUCCUCAGGUGAUAAAUGCAGCUUUGGCCCUAGCUGCAAAACCCAACAGUAAGGUUGCCCAAGACAAUAUGGAUUUGUUCAAGGAUCAAUGGGAGAAGCAGGUCAGAGUCCUUACUGAUGCUGUUGAUGACAUAACAUCCAUCGAUGACUUCCUUUGUGUGUCUGAGAACCACAUCUUGGAGGAUGUGAACAAGUGUGUCAUCGCUCUGCAAGAGAAAGAUGUGGAUGGUUUGGAUCGCACUGCAGGGGCAAUUCGAGGCCGCGCUGCCAGAGUGGUCCAUGUGGUCACUUCUGAAAUGGACAAUUAUGAACCUGGGAUCUACACCGAGAAGGUCUUGGAGGCCACCAAGCUUCUCACUGACACAGUGAUGCCACGGUUCACAGAACAAAUUGAGUCUGCAGUGGAGGCCUUGAGCGCGAACCCCUCGCAGCCCGUCGAUGAGAAUGAGUUCAUUGAUGCUUCCCGCCUCGUAUAUGAUGGCAUUCGAGACAUUCGCAAAGCUGUACUUAUGAUCAGGACUCCAGAAGAGUUGGACGACUCAGACUUUGAAACCGAAGACUUUGAUGUUCGCAGCAGGACCAGCGUGCAGACAGAAGAUGACCAGCUCAUUGCUGGCCAGAGUGCAAGGGCUAUCAUGGCUCAGUUGCCACAAGAGCAGAAGGCAAAGAUUGCAGAACAAGUCGCCAGCUUCCAGGAGGAGAAGAGCAAGCUGGAUGCUGAGGUAUCCAAGUGGGACGACAGCGGCAAUGACAUCAUUGUUUUGGCCAAGCAGAUGUGUAUGAUCAUGAUGGAGAUGACCGACUUCACCAGGGGGAAAGGACCAUUGAAGAAUACAUCUGAUGUCAUCAGUGCUGCCAAGAAAAUUGCAGAGGCAGGAUCAAGAAUGGACAAGUUGGGUCGCACCAUUGCCGACAAUUGCCCGGACUCGACCUGUAAGCAGGACCUGCUCGCCUACCUGGAGCGUAUUGCCUUGUAUUGCCACCAGCUCAACAUUUGUAGCAAAGUCAAGGCUGAAGUUCAGAAUCUGGGAGGAGAGCUGGUUGUCUCGGGGUUGGACAGCGCUAUGUCCCUCAUUCAGGCGGCAAAGAAUCUGAUGAACACUGUGGUGUCCACCGUGAAAGCGUCCUACGUCGCCUCCACCAAAUACCACAAGAACAAAGGAAUGGAGGCUCUCAAUAUGCCCGCCAUUUCGUGGAGGAUGAAGGCACCUGAGAAGAAGCCCCUGGUGAAGAGGGAGAAGCAGGAUGAUGGCCAAACAAACCGGGUCAAGAGAUCUUCUCAAAAGAAGCACGUCAACCCUGUGCAGGCUCUGAGCGAGUUCAAAGCUAUGGAUAGCAUCUAAAUCCUCCUCUUUUUGUUUAUAUAGAGAUCAAGCUUUGCAUUUUAUCUAAAAGAGCUUUUAACAUAUUUUUGAAGAUCUUUUCAUAGCUGGUGUGUGUGCACGAGUGAGUGAGUGAUCCAUCUCAAGUUCAUCAGAUCUGGUUUGCUUGAUGUGCUUCAGUGGAAAAUAGAGAAGCAUCAGGCACAGGCAUUUUUCCUUUAUUUUUUCCACUUUUUUCUGUCAUGUUAAUGGUAGAAAAUUAGAUUUAUAUGUAUGAAUUCAUGUGAUCGUUUUUGUAUUUUUGUCUAAUCUACUUUGUAAUACUCUGCUGAGGUUUUUUUCCCCCCCGUGAUGUCUGACUAUGACCAAGUAACAUCAGCACUACAAAUAGAGACUAUGCAAACUGCCUUAUUGCAACGAUGUUUGAAACACGUAUGGCUAAGUGAGAUAUGAAUAUGUUUUGGACCAGCUGCGACAAACCAAAGUUAGUAUAUAUUUGUAUGCGCUCACAUCUGUCUAUACCACACAUGCUGUAUUUUACUACUCAGCCUUUAUUUUGGCCAUAGAAAUGAUACGUGUACUAUAACGGCGCAUAGUUGAAGUCCAACCGGGUGCCGUUUAUUUUCUGUCAAUGAGACCAACCUCCAGAACUGAAGACUGGGUCCAAAUGGAGGGAUCAUUAUAUUUUUUUCUCCUCCCAGUCUUGGAGGCAGGUGUGGAAAGAAAGAAAUGGGUUUCUCCCCUUGUCCUCAUGCUUAAACACUACUCCACCAUCUACAUCAUUAAAGCUUUAAACGUGUCAUUAGACAUAACAGUAGAAUGAUGUGCUUUUGGAAAUCGUCCUGUUUGGUUCUGUGCCCGUUUGACACUAGUAAAAUAAUCCCAUACGGGCAUUUAUGUAUUGACGACAAGUAAAUAAUACAUUUUCUUCGCUGCACAACCA
This is a messenger RNA of Nerophis lumbriciformis (worm pipefish), 3946 nucleotides long. Lineage: Eukaryota; Metazoa; Chordata; Actinopteri; Syngnathiformes; Syngnathidae. The record is from RefSeq and is a predicted model, not a curated record.